UGCUUCUCACGGACCCGGCCAUCGGACCGCUGCCGUGAAACUUUUCGACUUGCGAUGAUCAUGAGGACGGAGUUCUUCUGAUUCAAGUAAGCUCUCUGAAAGCGCCAAAGCAUCUUGUGGUGUUGCUCCCGUCCGUAUCGUCUUGUCCGCGAGGUCCUCGCGGGGACGACUCCGAAGGCCUCCAGCCCCAACCUUCGCGCUGCUUGUAGAUGCCCUGAUCUGCGGUCGCUAUGAGGAAUAUGCUCUUCUGUUUCCCAUGAGCAAUCAAAAUGGGCCGUCGCAGCGUGUGGUGUUGCUGCCGUCCGUAUCAUCGUGUUGGCGGGGUCCUCGCGGGGACGAAACCAAAGGCCCCCAGCCCCAUCCCUCGUGCUGCUAUUGUAGAUACCCUCGUCUGCGAUCGCUAUGAGGACGAGACUCUUCUGUUUCACAUGAGCAAUCAGGAUGGGCCGCAGCAGCAUGUGGUGUCGCAACCGCGCUCGCCGUUGUGUAGGCGUCGCUGGUCCCUCUGCUGUCUUACCCUCGCGGACCCCCCCUAGAACAACAUUGAAAGAACAAAAAGAAACUGCUUGUUGGCUAGAC
Molecule: messenger RNA, 579 nt
Organism: Periconia digitata
Lineage: Eukaryota; Fungi; Ascomycota; Dothideomycetes; Pleosporales; Periconiaceae
Source: the annotation of a GenBank genome assembly